Molecule: messenger RNA, 1490 nt
Organism: Molossus molossus (Pallas's mastiff bat)
Lineage: Eukaryota; Metazoa; Chordata; Mammalia; Chiroptera; Molossidae
Gene: HAUS4
Product: HAUS augmin like complex subunit 4
Exons: 10
Coding region: 118-1209 (363 amino acids)
Biological process (GO): centrosome cycle; spindle assembly
Cellular component (GO): HAUS complex
Molecular function (GO): microtubule minus-end binding
Source: RefSeq, a predicted model, not a curated record
UCGGGCCGAGUGAGAAGUUCCGGGGCCCGGACGCGAGCGGGUGCUGGGUGUCCCCGGCUCACUCCGCACAGCCCUGGGAGCUUCAGCCGCCCCUUAGUGUACAGAUAAGAAUAUCAGAUGGCAUCUGGGGAUUUCUGCUUACCUGGAGAAGGGAUGGAAAUACUCCAACAAGUGUGCAGCAAACAGCUUCCUCCUUGUAACCUGAGUGAAGAGGACCUGUUACAGAACCCACACUUCAGUAAACUGCUGCUGAGUCUCUCAAAACACAUGGACGAAAGUGGCUUGAGCCUUUCCCUGGCAAAGGAGCAGGAUCAGGCAUGGAAAGAAGUUCGACUACAUAAGACAACAUGGCUGAGAUCGGAGAUUUUACAGAGAGUCAUCCAAGAGCUGCUUGUGGACUACUAUGUGAAGAUACAAGAUACAAAUUUAACUUCCGAGGACAAAAAGUUUCAUGAAACCCUUGAACAGCGGCUACUUGUGACUCAACUAACACAGCUCUUAGGUCCUAGCCAGGAAAGGGAGAUGCCUCCACUGCUAGGACUGGAGAAAGCAGACCUUCUGGAGCUCAUGCCACCCUCGGAGGAUUUUGUGUGGAUGAGAGCUCGGCUCCCACUCGAAGUGGAGGAGCAGCUCAAGAAGAAAUGUUUCACUCUGCUUUGCUACCAUGAUCCUAAUUCCGAUUCAGACCAUGAAACCCUGAAGGCAGCAAAGGUAUGGAAACUGGCAGAGAUCCUGGUGAAUGAGAAGCAGCAGUGCCAGGAUGCCAAGAGCCAGCAGAAGGAGCAGAUGGUCCUGCUGGAGAAGAAGAGUGCCACCUACUCCCAGGUGCUUCUCCGCUGCCUCACCUUACUACACAGACUUCUUCAGGAGCACCGACUGAAGACUCAGUCUGAGCUAGACCGCAUCAGUGCCCAGUACCUGGAGAUCAAGUGCAGUGCCAUGAUCCUUAAGCUGAGGAUGGAAGAGCUAAAAAUUUUGUCUGACACUUACACUGCUGAGAAAGUGGAAGUUCACCGUUUCAUUAGGGACCGUUUGGAAGGGGCCAUUAGGCUACAAGAACAGGACAUGGAGAAGUCCCGACAGGUCCUAAAUACCUAUGAGGUCCUUGGAGAGGAGUUUGACAGGCUGGUAAAAGAGUACACCCAACUCAAGCAGGCAACUGAGAACAAGCGCUGGGCACUCCAGGAGUUCAACAAGGCCUACCGCUAAAUGUUGGCAGGCCAGGAGACAUGGUUUGUGCUUUGGUGCUGCCUCCUCUUCCUCCUGCUAAAAGGACCUCCUCCAUCUGGGGCCAUCUUCACUCAAGGGAGAGUGGGGACACUUGCCUGAAACACUGCAGUCAUUUAGACACCCUCCUGGUUUCUCUUCCUUGUUUACAAUGAUUGAAUCUCUUCUGAAAAAUGUAGCCAAUUUAUAUGAUUUUAUGUAGAGCUGUUUUUCAGUGUCUUCCCUGUAUGGUAUUUGAUUAUCUCCUGAAUAAAGUGAUAAUA